Paraglomus brasilianum is the source of this 889-nucleotide messenger RNA. Lineage: Eukaryota; Fungi; Glomeromycota; Glomeromycetes; Paraglomerales; Paraglomeraceae. The record is from the annotation of a GenBank genome assembly.
AUGUCUUCCUCCAAAAUAACUCAACACUUUCGUGGGACCAUUUUUCCAACUCACUUCGUUAACCGUCGAGUACUAUUCCUUCAGUCGCCGAGUCUUAUGUUGAGAAACUUGAGAUCUUAUGCAAAUUCUUCACCUUCCCCCCACACGUCUCCCGAAGAGUCUACAUCGUCUUACCUGAACAAAUUCACAAAAUACACUGUGAAACGGCUUCUGACUACUAUAUUGGCGAACAUAAUUGUAACUGGCAUUGUUGGAGUUAUAUCAGUUGAUCUCCUAUAUGCUUGGUAUCGAAAUAGAUGUAACGAACGUCUCCUCAACGAGACAGUGGAAAAAGGCACUCGACCUGGAGCGGGAAUUUCAAGUGACAAGUUUGUUCCUCGACCUGAAAUUGUAGAACGCCUUAAAAGAAUUUUUCAACCCUAUGAAGAUCAAUCGUUUUAUUACAUGGUUUGCGGUGAACAUGGAACUGGGAAAACUACUCUGACAAGGAUUGCAUCGAGUGAAGUUGGACACGGAGUUAUAUACGUUGAUAUUCCAGCGAAUUUGAAUGAAUUAGGUGAAGCUUUCGGAAAAGCCAUUAAUUUUGCAUUUGAGGAACGGAUUUCUUUUACGAAACAGCUAAUACGAAAAAUAUUAGGCGAAACUAGUGAUACACCUAAGACUUCUGAAUGGGAGAGAGCUCUAAAGGCUUUUAAACGUGCCUCUGCAGUGUACAAAGCAAAGAAUGGAAAACCACCAGUCAUUGUUUAUGAUAAUAUUAGCCGAUUGGUUCACAAAAAUCUGGAAAUCCUCGACAUCCUCCAGGACGAUGCAAAGGAUAAUGCUGAUGACAGAAAGUACAUUGCUGUAUUUGUUAGCAGUGAAGGUUCGGUGCCUAGAAGAAUGGAAU